Molecule: messenger RNA, 3832 nt
Organism: Trichoplusia ni (cabbage looper)
Lineage: Eukaryota; Metazoa; Arthropoda; Insecta; Lepidoptera; Noctuidae
Gene: DZIP1
Product: zinc finger protein Dzip1
Exons: 9
Coding region: 332-3634 (1100 amino acids)
Biological process (GO): cilium assembly
Cellular component (GO): cytoplasm; ciliary basal body
Source: RefSeq, a predicted model, not a curated record
GGGUAACAGCUAGUUUUAAAUAAAGUAAGAGUAAAUUAAUACUAUUUAAUACCCUAACUGAUUUAGCAGGUUCUAAAUUUUAACAAUUUAAACACACGUUACGUCCAGCAAUAAUACUAUUUGCAUGAGAGUAUGUCAAAAGUAAAACUUUUUGGAAUUCAAUAUUUUUACUCUAGACGUCGAUGGUGUUUGACACUGCGUUGCUAGGCAACGGUUAAAAACAAACAUUGGCGUCACCACCGCCUUGUUUUCAGACAAGGAGUUCUAAGUGAGAAUGUUUGUUUUCAAUUUAAAUUAACCACAGUUAAAUGUGGGUCUACAAAUUCAGAUAAUGGCGUGUAAGACGUCAUAUGAACUACAUCACCAUUUUCCUAAAAUUGCAGAAGAAUCUGGUUUUGCAUUUAACACACAUCGGCCCCGGAUUCAUAUAGACUGGAAUAAGAUCAGACUGAUAGACCUAGAUAGUUUAAUAAAAGAAAGAAAAUUUGUAAUUAUUGAACAACAUCUGAAUGACAUAUUAGAUUGCGUGUUAGAGUCAGAGUUCGAUGUACGAAUUCUCGAUGAUGGGGUCAUGAAACUAUUCCGGCUAGCUCAACUGGCUGUUGAAUACCAACAAUUCUGCCGUCACUACCUCGACAGAAGCGUUUAUGUUCUGAGGGAAGAAAUAACUUCAUUAGCCCAGGAGCUUGAUACCUGUAAACGAGACUUAAAAGAAAAAGACGAAGAAAUCCGUCGACUUAAAAAAAGAUCGAGGCAUAGCUAUAAAGCUCCUUUGCCCUAUGGCAAUGAUAAUAUAGCAACAAUGAUUUUAAAAACCCUUUCCCAUAAGGGAGAAAUGUUUCCAUCGACGUCAAACGACGCACUACAAUACAAUAAGUGCGGUUACUGUGACAAAGUGUUUCUAAAUCAACUAUACUUGAAAAGUCAUAUAUCUAGACGGCAUGGAAAUGUUAUCGAAACACCUCAGAAAGAUAACCAAGAAAACAAUCCAAAUAACCAAAAUACUAAAUUAAGUGAAGAAGUUAAUGAACUUAAAACUAAAAUAAAAGAAAUGGAAACGAUCAUUGCAAAUGCAAACAACCAGGCGAAAUCCACCAAUAAGAGUGAAGAUACAAAACCCAAUAAUGCUAACCCUGCUAAUAAUGUUGUAGUAGCGAAGGUGAUAGAAAAAGUAAUGAAAGAUGCUGAAGUUUCAACCAAUAACGAAGAUUAUUUAUUGAAUAAAAUCGAAGAAUGGAAAAAAGAGGAACACGAAAAUUAUAACAAGGAAAUGAAUAAGUUACGAGUCCAAAUAAUGGAAACGAUAAACAAUUUCAAGGAAAAAGACAAUGAGAAACCUGUUGCUAAUGAAUCGACCGUAAUAUUGCAAUUACACGAGACUAUAAAACAACAAGGAAUAGAAAUUUCUGCGUUGAAGAAAGAACUAAUCGAUUCGAGGUUAAAAACUGAGAAAGAUAUUGCCGCUAGAAGCAAAGAAGCCGAGGCCCAAGUUCAAAUAUGGGCGAAUCGAGCAGAAGCUCAAACGAAGCAAUACGAAUUGUUGCUACAAAAGUUAAACGAUGUCGCGAGGGACGGAAAAGAGUCUCGCGCUCUUGCAGAAGCAGAGAGGGAACGAGCGACCCAGUUACAAAUACUAUUACAACAGAGUUUAAAUUCAAAAUCCAACGGAAAUAUUGAUAGGUUUGAUAGCACUGAUGACGCAUUGACUCCUAACAAAAAAACCAACUCUUCUAAUAUCAGGAAAAAGAUGCCAAAAAAGAAGCCCCAAUUAAAUAAAACAGAUCAAGACGCUGACCGCAAGACACUCGAAAAUCUUCAUCGAAAGGCACAAGAAUUGCUGAAUAUUGGCUCAAUAACAUCCAGCUCUUCAGAUAUUUCAAGUGUGGAUAACGCAAAACAAACUGUUACUGCAGACAUUGUGACUGUUAAACGAUCUAAUAAAGAUAAAGUGGACAUGCCCAAUAAAAGCAAACCUGUUGAAGAAAAUGCACGAAAUUCUCAAAAUACUCGUGAGCCGCAGAAAGUAUCGAAAGUUAAGGAAGUUAAAUUGAAGAAAGAAAAACCUAAAACAAAUCACAUUAAAGUAUUAAAAGAAGGAAAUGGUUUAGUGUUGCCACCGGGAAGUCCCAUGAAAGUUGUAAGAGCAAAAAUUACUGAAGAAGUAAACAGUCGUUUAGUGUCGGCUGGAGUAGACCCACUAAAAGCGAGACUAGCACGAAGCGUCUUCCAAAAGCAACGUAUGCAAAUUCAUCAACUACAGGAACUCAAAUCUAAGAAAAACCCAGAGCACGAAAAGAUCCGCCGCACAAUACUGGCACAUUUGGAUACAAGUACGACAAACAUCAGAAAAGAAGUUCCUCAAAUUCAGGAUUACGUCUCUCCAACCAAAUUAUCUAAACCUUUUAAGAAUUUUACAACAGUUAUGUCCAAUGUUAAAACAAAGGCUUUAUCACUCGUAAAGAUGAACGACACUCACGCAAAAGGGAAGCGCAAAUCGCCCGGUGCUGCAGUCUCAAAGCGUGCAUUAUCUUUAUUGAAGACUCCUCCGGGCUCUGCCUCUAACAGCCCAGUAGCAGUAAAACGUAGCCCAUUUAAGGCGUUUACCACAUCACAAAAUGAACCUAAUGUUUAUUCCACAAGUGCGGCAUCCAAAGCUAAUAACGAGGCGAAAGACACAAGUAAACAAAAGCCGCCUUCGAUAUCCCAAGUUCAGGAAACUGUAACUAGCUUCUCAGAAGAUGAUUCAGACGAAAGUGAUCAAAAAUAUUACAAUACAAAUACUGCUCCCCAGAUAUCUAAAUCAAUUGAGAAUUUAAUCAAAUCUCCGGCACGAAGACCAGCGUCAGCUACAGCUGACUAUACACACGCCGUGAAAAAAAAUACUAUUAACGAUGAUAACUUGUUGCGUACACAGUCAGCAGCCAGUUUAAUUGAGCGAUCUCAGACGUCGACAGAACCAGUAAAAAAAAUACACUCGAAAGACAACAACGAUAAUAGUUCCGAAGAUGCAGAAUCACAAUCGGAUAUACCAGUCAAAAAAGUUUUUUUAAUUGACAACUCCCAAAAUCCAAUGAAACAAACGAAAAGUGUUUUGAAAAACGCUUCCUCAACAUCGUCGUUAAACAAAAAGAAAGUAUUAUUUGAUAUGGAUGCAAUUCAAAUGAAAUCAGUUAGUGCUUCCCCGUCGCAAAGCAUUACAGAGAAAAGUGAUGGCAAUGAGAAAUAUGAAUUAGGUUUAGUAAACCUAGAUGGAGAAGAGUGGGAUAUUUCGAGUAUAGAAAAUGAACCCCUAAAAAUCGACACGAAGAUUCAGAAUAUAACUCGCACCAGUCCAAAAAUUGCCGAGUUAAAAGAAAAAAUAGAAUCACAGUUAGCUCGACGUAACGAGACUCCGACAGUCCCACUUGUGGGUCGAGUUGACGUACUAGCCGGCGCUGGCUCGUUGACGAAAGCUGCGAGUUUAGCAGGCAGCAAUACGAGCCUCGGAAGUUCGAUUCUAGACGAUUCUGAAAGUGUGCCAAUUGUAAACCACAAAACUUUUGUAAAAUCUAAAAAACCUGUCAAGGAGGACAGUGACAUAGAUAUUUCUGAAUUUAGCAUAGAAGGUAUCGUAAAUAAGAAUGAAUCUUUUUAAUUUAGUAAGUAUAUUUUUUUAGAUGUAAGCAGGUAAUUUUAUGGAAUAGCUCAUAGCUCUUACAGCAGUUUAAUGUGUUACUUACCUUGUUGCGUAAGAUUUUCUACAUUUUUGUUUCAAAUAAGUAUUACUAAAUGAAUACACACCUACUAUAAGUACAAUAAAUAUUAUUAAUUAAAUGGUGAAAUUUUAAUGAGC